Messenger RNA from Penicillium daleae, 183 nucleotides. RefSeq lists its product as uncharacterized. Lineage: Eukaryota; Fungi; Ascomycota; Eurotiomycetes; Eurotiales; Aspergillaceae. The record is from RefSeq and is a predicted model, not a curated record. The transcript has 2 exons. The coding region runs from base 1 to 183 and encodes 60 amino acids.
AUGAGUGUGGAAACAUCCGCUACUGAGGCGCGCCUCGGUAACCCUUACUAUCUAAACUAUCAUGGACUAACUGUUGACACUUGCCUCUCCUGCGGACAUGUUAUUGGCGCAGAAUCUCAAGCACCUGGUGCUAAUGAGGACUGGCUCAAAUAUUAUCGAGCGCGACUCACGUAUGUGCCAUAG